CUGAGGGUCAGCACGUGCGGCGCCAACGCGCCCCUGCAGAGUGCAGAGGCGAGGGAAAGCCAUGGCCGAGGGCGAGGGCACGGGCACGGGGCUGGUCGAGAGCGCCCGCGGCCGCCACGACAUGCCGCGGGUGGUGGCCGCCCUCGCCGGCAUCCUGGAGCGCGUCGCGGAGCGCAACGACGCCGCGCCCGAGGAGCCGGCCGCCGCGCCGGCGUCGGCGUUCCGGGCGACGACCAAGCCCGGCAUCUCGGUUCGCGCGUACGCGGCGCGCAUCGCGCGGUUCGCCGGGUGCAGCCCGGCGUGCUACGUCGUCGCCUACAUCUACCUCGACCGGCUCCUGCGCCGCGGCCGAUGCCUCGCGCUCGCCGUCGACUCCUACAGCGUGCACCGGCUCCUCAUCACCGCCGUGCUCUCCGCCGUCAAGUUCAUGGAUGACAUAUGCUACAACAACGCCUACUUCGCCAAGGUCGGGGGCAUCAGCCUGGCGGAGAUGAACUACCUCGAGGUGGACUUCCUGUUCGGCCUCGGCUUCGACCUGAACGUGACGCCGGAGACGUUCGGCGACUACUGCGCCGUGCUCCAGUCCGAGAUGCUCAUCAGCGGCGGCGCGGGGGCUCCUCCGGCUGCCGCCCCCGCCGCGCCGCCGAGGCUGCACUACUGCUGCCUGUCCGAGGACGACGCCGGCAGCAGCUCUCUGCGUGAAGCGGCGCCCAUGGAAGCAAGCUAGCUAGCUAGUGUCGAUCGAUCGAUCGAUCCUAUAUAUCAUGUGCUGCAUUGGUGUUUUUCUUAGCUUAUAUGCUGCAUUAGUUAGUGGCAGCUGCUUCGAUUUAGUUUAGACUGCUAGCUAGUACUCCCAAUCUUGCAUGAUGCUGCAGCAAGCAACUAAGCAAGUCAGUAGCCAGCAGUGCAUUCUUGCUGUGUGCACUCUUCCGUUGUUUUUGUUUGGUGUAGUGUGUAGAUGAUCUGUGAAAAACUAGGUGUGUGUCUGUACUACGAGCAGCAGUUAUAUUCUGCGAUUCCUAUAUAAAUUUUGA
Molecule: messenger RNA, 1034 nt
Organism: Oryza brachyantha (malo sina)
Lineage: Eukaryota; Viridiplantae; Streptophyta; Magnoliopsida; Poales; Poaceae
Product: cyclin-P4-1-like
Exons: 2
Coding region: 62-727 (221 amino acids)
Biological process (GO): regulation of cyclin-dependent protein serine/threonine kinase activity
Molecular function (GO): protein kinase binding
Source: RefSeq, a predicted model, not a curated record